AUGUGUGUUGCAGUCGCUGGUCGAGCAUUUGGUAGCUCGGGAGGAUUCCGCGUAAAUCAUCUAGACAUUGCACCUCAAUAUGCCGGUGUUCUCAUGGGAAUAACGAAUUGCUUUGCUACAUUGCCUGGUAUUAUCAGUCCGUUUAUAGUAGGGAUUAUUGUCGAUGUAUCGCAUACACGACAGCAAUGGCAAGUUGUAUUUUAUAUCUCCGCUGCUAUGUACCUCUUUGGUAUGGCCUUUUAUUUAAUCUUCGCUACCGGAAAUCUGCAAAACUGGGCUAUUGAUGAUCACGAAGAAUCCUAUGACAAAUCAAAGCCAUCAAUAACCUACAGUGAACUGACACAAAGCACUAGUGGUUUGUGGUAA
Messenger RNA from Trichoplax adhaerens, 366 nucleotides. RefSeq lists its product as uncharacterized. The coding region runs from base 1 to 366 and encodes 121 amino acids. Gene Ontology annotation, molecular function: transmembrane transporter activity. The transcript has 2 exons. The record is from RefSeq and is a predicted model, not a curated record. Gene Ontology annotation, biological process: monoatomic anion transport. Lineage: Eukaryota; Metazoa; Placozoa; Uniplacotomia; Trichoplacea; Trichoplacidae.